This is a messenger RNA of Arachis stenosperma, 2212 nucleotides long. RefSeq names its product cell cycle checkpoint protein RAD17. The record is from RefSeq and is a predicted model, not a curated record. Gene Ontology annotation, molecular function: chromatin binding. Bases 210 to 2027 code for a protein of 605 amino acids. The transcript has 12 exons. Gene Ontology annotation, biological process: mitotic DNA replication checkpoint signaling; DNA damage checkpoint signaling; DNA repair. NCBI's taxonomy places the organism in Eukaryota, Viridiplantae, Streptophyta, Magnoliopsida, Fabales, Fabaceae.
UUCAUCUUUCUCACAAUGCUAAAAUGGUUCCCAAUUUCGCUUUACCAUCAUCACCAUGAGCAGCAGAGUCUCUUAGUUAAUCCUAAACCGCGAACUCACAAUCCUUGAUCGAGUUUGUUAGUUCGUUCCUUAGUUAGUUAUUGUUCAAUCAAUCAAUUAGUUAGUUAGUUAGUUAGUUGUAGGGUUUUUACUUCCUUCAGCAGCUGCUCAUGGCAAAACGAAACGGCUUCGUUGUGAUCUCUUCCGACGAUGAAGGAGGAUCCGAGAAUCGCUCUUUGAAAGGGAGUAGAACCAGAAGCAGCAGCAGAAACUGUAAGAGGCCGAAGUCGAGUUCGAGUUCAACAAGCUCACGUGGAAAGAAGAGGGCUAGAGAUUCUGCUUCUCGUUCUCGCCUCUCUAAGCUCCAUGAGAUCAGCUUAUUUGAAGAUGACUUCAAUGAUGUGUUCACAGGGUCAAAGGUAUCUGCUGGUACUAGGAGGAGCAUUGGAGAGGAGCUGUGGGUUGAUAAAUACAAGCCCCUCUCUGUGGAAGAACUUGCUGUUCACAAGAAAAAGGUUGAUGAGGUUAAGAUGUGGUUUGAUGAAAGGGUGAAUCCUUCAAAGGAUGUCAUCGGAAGUAAUGUUCUUGUCAUCACUGGACAGGCGGGAGUUGGAAAAUCCGCUACUAUUCAUGUAAUUGCAUCUCACCUGGGCGCAGUAGUAUGUGGAUGGGACACACCUACACCUGUACUUUGGCAAGAGCAUCUUUACAAUUCUGGCGCAGGAGUAAAAUACACAUCCAAGUUGGAAGAAUUUGAAACUUUUGUUGAGAGAAUACGGAAAUAUGGAGUAAUGUCAGCUUCCCUUACAAGCGAGUCAAAGCCAUCUGUCAUACUUUUAAUAGAUGACCUUCCCUUGACAAAUGGGAAAGCUGCUUUCGGAAGGCUUAAAGAUUGCUUGCACCUUUUAGUGCGCUCAGCUCAGGUACCCACAGCAAUAUUGUUCACCGACUAUGGCAUUACUGAUUCAGCAGAUCCCAAUGCACGAAACCUGCAUGAACUUCAGCUAUCUCUAGAGAGUUCUGGGGCUUGUAAGGUGGCAUUCAAUCCAAUCACUACUAAUUCUAUUAAGAAGGUUCUCUUUAGAAUAUGCCAAAUGGAGCAGUGUGAUAUUCCUGCUGACCAUGUUGAUCUAAUAGCAAAAGCCAGUGAAGGUGACAUCAGACAUGCAAUUACUUCGUUACAGUUUUUCUGUCUGAAACCAAAUCAAGUCCCUUCCUUUUCUCAAUCUGCUGAUGCUCUUGGUCCAUUACAAGAUCACAGUAAUACAUCUGAAGGAUUAGAGGAUGGAUAUUCAUUGAAUUUUGGCAGAGAUGAGACACUUAAUUUAUUUCAUGCCUUGGGGAAGUUUCUACACAAUAAGAGGGAGGCUGGUGCUGCAGUAAACUAUGACCAACAUGGCUUUCAUAUACAAGAAAGAUUUUCAAGAUUACCUUUAAAAAUGGAUGUCCCAGAGAAGAUUCUUUCUCAAGCCCAUGUACAGCCGGGACAGGUUGCUGAUUUUCUGCAUGAAAAUGUUCUGGAGUUUCUGGAUGCUGAAGCAAUAGAUGAUGCAUGUACCGUGUCUACAUAUCUAGGUGAUGCAGACAUCCUUCUUUCUAAACUUCGGGGAGCGCUAUCUAGUUAUAAUGAAGCAGAGAGCAUGCUGCAGUCAGCUGCUGCAUCAAUUGCUGUGCGCGGGGUUCUGUUUGGAAAUUCUCAUGUAGUAUCAUCUAGGUGGCACGCAAUUCGUAGACCAAAUCUCUGGAAGGUUGAGAAAUCAUCACUUUACAACAAGGAUGAGUUGUUUAGGUUGAGAGACUCUGAUUGGAAAUUGAGUUCUUAUAAUACAUCUGUUAUGGCCAUGGAGUACAUGCCUAUGCAAAAACUGCUUGGAGAUAGGGCAUGUUAUCAGGAUUCAGUGCAGGACUUGGAUAUGGAAGAUGCUGAUUUUGACAAAAUGAAUUUAGAUGCCCAAGAAGAUGAUGAUGAUGACAUAGAAGAUUGGUAGAGAUUCUACUAUGGGGAAUGAUAAGUUUUGUGAGUAGUUUUUGUUAUCACUGAUGUAACAACAUACGUGUCAAGGUGGUAAAGUGUUAGUCCAAUUUCCUUGAUUAAAUUUUCGGUCUGGGAAAAAAGAGUGAUCCCAUUGUAAAUAUCAACUUUUAUUUUAUCAGUGUUUUUAUUAUAUCCAAG